AUGGCUGGUAAUAGAACCAUACUUUUCGCUCAGGAGGUUAUAAUUUACAAGUGUACGCUGUGUGAUAGUGUAGAUAGGGUAAGGUGGUUUUGCAAUGAAUGUCAGGAGACGCUAUGUGACCGAUGUAAGGAAGCCCAUACUCGCGGAAAGAAAACUCAAAACGAUGACGUCGUACCGAUAGGACAGGCUAUCCGUACAAGCAGUCAAACUGUAUCAAACAUGUGUAAAACACAUCCAGACGAACUUAUUACGAUGUACUGUUUGACAUGCAAGUCUCUGAUUUGUCGUAUUUGUUCAGAAAUGUUCCAUAAGUUGCAUUCUUUGACACGAUGCGAAGACGAAAUGGCCAACAAAAGGCAAGAACUUGCCAAGCACGUUACAAUGGUAUCCACGAAGAUCGAUCGGAUCCAGAACGAAACAUCCAAACAGCAACAAGAAAACAAAAGUUUUAAUGAUAAUAUUGAUUCGAUGCAAGAAAAGGUGACCGUACAGAAGACUAAGGUUAAGGAACAGGUAGAUUGUAUCGCAGACACGAUAACGAGAACGUUAUCCUCCAUGAAAGAAAUUGAAUCGAAUGAGCAUGUUAAAUUUUGUCAACAAUCGGAGAAAAAUGUCAAGGAACUAAAACAGUUACUGGAUAAAGCAUUGACCACAGAUACAGGUGAUUUAUCGUUAUUUGAGGUCGUGGAUAUACUCCAAUCAAGAGUGCCUCUUUAUGACGUCAGCACACCUUGUAGGUUCUCCAAACAACCGUCCUUCGUUCCUGGCAGUAUUGACACUGCACAGUUGACGAAAAUGAUGGGUGGCGUUCUCAAUGGGAGCCGGUACCAGAAGGUAGACAUCAACAAGAAACAUGUUCAAAACCUUUCCAUGUUCAGAGUUACGCAGCGAGCCCGGAUAUGGAACAUCUGUCCCUAUGAUGAAAUGCAUGCAUGGUUGUCGAUCCGUAGCUACAAAGGUCUGGUACUGGUGAACAAGGAGGGUCUGGUUUCAGAGUCAGUUGAACUAGAUUUUUGCCCGUGUCUUAUUGCCAUGCUGAGUUCAACUGAAAUACUCAUGACUCGUUACAAGUCGACAGUUGUCAGCAAACUUUCACUUGGCAACAAACAAGUGACAACCUUUGCCGAUGUCGGUAAUCAUAAUCCUUGGGGUAUUAGCGUCAGCUACAGUGGCGAAGUGUUUCUUUGCACCUUAAAGCCGGAUGUAAUUAUACUGAAUCAUGCAGGGGAAGGUUUAAGGAAGUUCAGUUGCGAAACGAAUGGAAAAUACAUUACCUGUAUGCCAACAGGAAGCGUAGCAAUAGCACUGGCAACAGACACCAUGGACGGGGAAAAUGCUGGGGCAAUACUUAUCACCGGCAAGGCUGGCAAAGUUUUAAAUAAAUGGACAGGUGAACUGGACAGUGGUCGAAAUGUUGGUAAGAUGCAUCUUUGUAAUGUGUCCUGUGAUAUCUAUGACAGGGUGUUUGUACCAGACUAUCUUAACCACCAAGUUUAUGUCGUAAGCAGUCAUGGCGAAAAUGCCACUUGUCUGUUGGACCAGAAACACGGAGUACAACAGCCUACGGCGGUGUUGGUUGACCAGAUCGGAGACGUGUGGAUCGGGUGUAAAGAUGGCAGCGUACAUGUCAUGCGAUUGUAA
This is a messenger RNA of Ylistrum balloti, 1641 nucleotides long. RefSeq lists its product as uncharacterized. The record is from RefSeq and is a predicted model, not a curated record. The transcript has a single exon. Gene Ontology annotation, molecular function: zinc ion binding. Lineage: Eukaryota; Metazoa; Mollusca; Bivalvia; Pectinida; Pectinidae. Bases 1 to 1641 code for a protein of 546 amino acids.